AUGGAAAAAGGAAUGGCUCCUUUUAUUGUCAAUGAUAGCGUCGGACCGAAUAAUUCGGCAAUUGUAACUUUGUUACUCAAAAAACUUAACCGAUUUGGCGAAUGUGCUAAUACUAUCGCCUCUUCAUUGCUUGAAAAUGAUGAACGUUGUCUUUCCACCUUAUCUGCCCUUCUUUAUUUGCAUGAAAAUAGUGUAGUGUUACCAGACGAACUGAACCCUCGUUAUAUUUUUGUUUGCGUUAUGUAUCAAAUUGGAUUUGAUCAUGAAAUAACAGUGAUAAAGCAAUCUGAUGGUUGUAAUGGAUCGCUAAAUAAGGAGAAUCUCAUGCAAAAUAUGAUUGAUUGCUUCAUACGAUUUCGUUUAGUAUGUGAACGAAUGAAAGUCGCUAAUAUUGAACCAUUCAAUUUAAAAUUUCUAAUUAAAGCUAUUGAAGGAGUCGAAGAGACUUGGGAAUAUUGUAUAAUGAAUGGAAUAAUUAAUUGA
Molecule: messenger RNA, 483 nt
Organism: Dracunculus medinensis (Guinea worm)
Lineage: Eukaryota; Metazoa; Nematoda; Chromadorea; Rhabditida; Dracunculidae
Source: the annotation of a GenBank genome assembly